This is a messenger RNA of Sesamum indicum (sesame), 999 nucleotides long. Its product is annotated as S-adenosyl-L-methionine-dependent methyltransferases superfamily protein. The record is from RefSeq and is a predicted model, not a curated record. Lineage: Eukaryota; Viridiplantae; Streptophyta; Magnoliopsida; Lamiales; Pedaliaceae. Gene Ontology annotation, molecular function: S-adenosylmethionine-dependent methyltransferase activity.
UUUUCUCCAAACACAAUAUUAUUGCCGAGUUAUCCAUUUCCUCUGUUUCUGGUGGACGACACUUGGGCAUUUCCAGCAGACACCAAUUUCAUGCCAUGUUCACCGUUCGCCAGAUUCCCCAAAAAUGGCCGUUUUCAGAUCACAACAACUCAAAAUCCUCCUCACCUUAUCCCUCAUCAAGAAACCAAACGUAUCUCCCAAGAAUUUCCAGCACUCAGAAUCCAGCCAACAAUCAAACGGCUGAUCAGAACUCUAGCCCAGCAGGCAGAAUCAAACGCCUUGUCCUCUCCCAAGAAGGUAGAACAAAGCUCAACAACUACCCAGACAGGGAAUUCUACGCCUACCCGCGGUUCGUCACUCAUGUGGACAAUAACUUCAUCUCCACAUUAACAAAUCUUUACAGGGAAAUUCUGAGGCCCGAAAUGGAAAUUCUUGAUCUCAUGAGCUCCUGGAUCAGCCAUUUACCUCAACAAGUACAGUACAAGAAAGUGGUGGGACAUGGACUUAACGCGCAGGAGCUCGCGAGAAAUCCCAGGUUGGAUUAUUUCUUCGUGAAGGAUCUCAACAAGGAGCAAGAGCUUCAGAUGGAGAAUGGCAGUUUCGAUGCUGUUUUAUGCACCGUCAGCGUGCAGUAUCUUCAGCAACCUGAAAAGGUGUUUGCUGAGGUUUUCCGUGUGCUAAGACCUGGAGGGGUCUUCAUUGUCAGUUUCAGUAACAGAUUGUUCUAUGAGAAGGCCGUAAGCGCCUGGAGAGACGGCACUGCAUACAGCAGAGUUCAGCUGGUGGUGCAAUACUUCCAAUGCGUGGAGGGUUUCACCCAGCCACAAGUUAUUCGAAGAUUACCGAAUGCUAAAGAGGAUAACUCGAUUUUCAGUCGGAUUUCUGGGCUGUUGGGAUUGUUGUCAGGAUCAGAUCCUUUCUAUGCAGUGAUAGCUUACAAGAACUUCAAACCUAUAUAUGAAUGAAUGAAUAAAAAGCUUUGAUGUUCGUCAAUUUUCA